CCACAAGGCUCCCUUGCCCGCUGCUCUACCGGGCUCCUCGGCCAUGUCUCCCGCCCGGCUCCGGCCCCGCCUGCGGUUCUGCCUGCUCCUGCUGCUGCUGGUGGUGCCGGCGGCGCGGGGCUGCGGGCCGGGCCGGGUGGUGGGCAGUCGCCGGCGACCGCCGCGCAAACUCGUGCCGCUGGCUUACAAGCAGUUCAGCCCCAACGUGCCAGAGAAGACCCUGGGCGCCAGCGGGCGCUACGAAGGCAAGAUCGCACGCAGCUCGGAGCGCUUCAAGGAGCUCACCCCCAACUACAAUCCCGACAUCAUCUUUAAGGACGAGGAGAACACGGGUGCCGACCGCCUCAUGACCCAGCGCUGCAAGGACCGCCUGAACUCGCUAGCCAUCUCUGUUAUGAACCAGUGGCCCGGUGUAAAGCUGCGUGUGACUGAAGGCUGGGAUGAGGAUGGCCACCACUCAGAGGAGUCCUUGCACUACGAGGGCCGUGCAGUGGACAUAACCACCUCAGAUCGUGACCGCAAUAAGUACGGACUGUUGGCACGCUUGGCAGUGGAGGCUGGCUUCGACUGGGUGUAUUACGAAUCCAAGGCUCACGUGCAUUGCUCUGUCAAGUCGGAGCACUCGGCAGCAGCCAAGACAGGUGGCUGCUUUCCUGCUGGAGCCCAAGUGCGCCUAGAGAGUGGGGCACGUGUGGCCCUGUCAGCUGUGAAGCCAGGAGACCGGGUGCUGGCUAUGGGGGAGGAUGGGAACCCCACCUUCAGCGACGUGCUCAUUUUCCUGGACCGUGAGCCAAACAGGCUGAGGGCUUUCCAGGUCAUCGAGACCCAGGACCCCCCACGUCGCCUGGCACUCACUCCCGCCCACCUGCUCUUCACUGCUGACAACCACACAGAACCAGUAGCCCGGUUUCGGGCCACAUUUGCCAGCCACGUGCAGCCUGGCCAGUACGUGCUGGUAGCAGGGGUCCCUGGCCUUCAGCCUGCCCGGGUGGCAGCUGUUUCCACACAUGUGGCCCUCGGGGCCUAUGCUCCACUCACAAGGCACGGGACACUGGUGGUAGAGGAUGUGGUAGCUUCCUGCUUUGCAGCUGUGGCUGACCACCGUCUGGCUCAGUUGGCCUUCUGGCCCCUGCGACUGUUUCCCAGCUUGGCAUGGGGCAGCUGGACCUCAGGCGAGGGCGUGCACUGGUACCCUCAGCUGCUUUACCGCUUGGGGCGUCUCUUGCUAGAAGAGGGUAGCUUCCACCCACUGGGCGUGUCUGGAGCAGGGAGCUGAAAGACCCCCACCACUGCCCUCCAGGAACUGCCAUGCUGG
Molecule: messenger RNA, 1315 nt
Organism: Urocitellus parryii (Arctic ground squirrel)
Lineage: Eukaryota; Metazoa; Chordata; Mammalia; Rodentia; Sciuridae
Gene: Ihh
Product: Indian hedgehog signaling molecule
Biological process (GO): regulation of gene expression; cell-cell signaling; protein autoprocessing
Molecular function (GO): patched binding; calcium ion binding
Source: RefSeq, a predicted model, not a curated record